GUAGUGAUGGAGCAGCAGCAUCCCCGUCGCAGCCUAGGAGUUCCGCGCCAUGCAUCUUCUGAUGUUCAGUUUCAGUUACAGGAAGAAGCCAUUGAAUUGAACGUUUGAUCAGAAACACCAGUAGGAGAAAGCUAUGUUAUUGCAGGAUCACCCUUGGCUAUCAUUUCUGCUGCUACAGGCCAGCAAGGACAAGCAGGGAGCAAGCAUUGAUACAGACUCUUAGGUUCUAAGUUUGGAGCAAACUGUUUACCCAUCUGGUUCUAUGCUACAUCCUUUGAUCAGAAUUAACUUCACAGCAACAAGGAAAAAGCCAUUUUGUUGUCUGCAGAGUAAAAUUAGUGUGCAUAUUUACGCGAGCUCAUAGACUAAUCACCUUGCCACUGAUGUUUCAGGGAAAAAAUGGUUCCAGCUAAAAGCUCUGCAUUUUGGAAAACAAGACCAAAGCAAAACCAUUCCAAUGCUUAGAGCACUAAGCUAAAUUGGAAAAAGAUCAGUAGGACAACCAUUCCAAAGACUUUACAUUCAGCACUACCUGUGCCGGAAGAUAUAAUAGGCACUAGGCUCUCUCUACACAAGUAGCCUCCUGUUGCCAAGAUGCGCGUGAUCGAGGACAAGGGUGGCGCCAUCGCUGUGAUGCUGGUGUCCCUCUUCUUCAUCGGCACCUUCCCGGCCAUCAUGACUCUCCUGGAGCGCAGAGGCCGGCUUCCCCAGCACACGUACCUCGACUACUCCGUCACCAACCUGCGCGCCGCUGUCCUCAUCGCCGUCACCCUUGGCCAGGCCGGAGAGGCCAGACCUGGCAUGCCAAACUUCUUCGCCCAGCUCACCCAGAUUCAUGAUAACUGGCCCUCAGUGCUAUUCGCAAUGGCUGGCGGGCUCGCCCUCGGCCUGGGAAACCUGGUAUCGCAGUACGCAUGGGCGUUUGCCGGCUUGUCAGUGACCAACAUCAUCUGCUCCAGCGUGACUGUUGUUAUAGGCACAACCAUGAACUAUUUUCUGGAUGGGCGUAUAAAUCGAGCCGAGAUCCUCUUCCCCGGCGUAGCGUGCUUCCUCGUCGCAGUCUUCCUCGGUGCUGCAGUCCAUUCUUCUAAUGCCAAGGAUGACGAGCAGAAGCUAAGCACGGUGGAGAGGAGAGGCGUCGUCGAACUGAGCAGCGAUUUUGCUGGCAAAGCUAUAGUGUUACCGGAUCCUGAACAACCGGAGAACGGAGGCGGUGGCGACGAUUGCGAUGCUGUUGGCCAAGCAAAACCUGGUACAGCUGAGUUCAUUAUCCAGGUUGAGAAGAAGCGAUCGAUAAAGGUGUUUGGCUCCGACAAGCACAAGCUGCUGGGGCUCGGCCUGGUCUUCUUCGCCGGCGCCUGCUUCUCCCUCUUCGCCCCGGCGAUCAACCUGGCCACCAACGACCAGUGGCACGCCCUGAGGCGCGGCGCGCCGCACCUGGUCGUCUACACCGCCUUCUUCCACUUCUCGCUGUCCGCUUUCGCGCUCGGCUUCGGCCUCAACCUCUGGUUCCUGUACCGGCCGAUGGCCGGCGUGCCGGCCUCCACCGUGGGAGCCUACGCCGGGGACUGGAACGGCAGGCCCUGGGCACUCCUGGCACGGCUGCUCUGCGGGUUUGGGAACGGGUUCCAGUUCAUGGGCGGCCAGGCUGCUGGGUACGCUGCUGCUGAUGCAGUCCAGGCGCUGCCGCUGGUCAGCACGGUCUGGGCGGUCAUCUUCUUCGGGGAGUACCGGAGGUCUUCGAGGAAGACGUACCUGCUGCUGGCGGCCAUGCUGUCGAUGUUCGCGGUGGCUGUUGCAGUUCUAAUGGCUUCAGCGGGGCGUAGGAAAUCUUGACACCCAAUGUCUUUGCUAAGUGUCCAGUUAAUGUAACCUGCAACUGAUGAUGCGACUAUACGAGGGACGACGCAAGUCCUUGUGAGCAAUUAUUUUUGACGAGG
Messenger RNA from Panicum virgatum (switchgrass), 1940 nucleotides. Its product is annotated as ureide permease 1-like. The transcript has 12 exons. NCBI's taxonomy places the organism in Eukaryota, Viridiplantae, Streptophyta, Magnoliopsida, Poales, Poaceae. Gene Ontology annotation, molecular function: allantoin:proton symporter activity; uracil:monoatomic cation symporter activity. Gene Ontology annotation, cellular component: membrane. Gene Ontology annotation, biological process: nitrogen compound transport. Bases 595 to 1836 code for a protein of 413 amino acids. The record is from RefSeq and is a predicted model, not a curated record.